GGGCCCGGACUUCUCUCAAGGCAUGGCCUCUCAUGAAACACUAAGCUCGAUUGAUUUGGUGAGCUGCCCUGGCCAUUGCUGACCCGCCUCGCACGGUUGUAAGCAGCGGCCGUGUGCAAUGCGUCGCGACGCAGCUGUAGAGCUAUUCCGUGGCUGAUUUGGUGCCGUAUCGCUGCUGUUUCGGCACGCUCAGGGUUUGUUGCAAAAGCUUGGGUGUGUGUGCUGUGAGGUGUCGCUAUGCUGGGGUUAAGUAAGUGUGCUGGGUUGGAGUGAGUGGUACGUUGAAGGUAUUCUAAUUCCAGGGAAAUCUCGGAGGUCUAGAUGGAGUCGGGGGCACUGGAGCUGCAUGUUUCUGGUGGAAGUUGUUUCACUGGAGCCGAGGUUCUACGUUUUGGUUUCUCCUUCCGGUUGCGUGACGUAUCUGCAUUGAGUUAUGGCCGGAUUGUGGCUUGGAUUUGAGGGCGGAGCUGCAAGGAAUUGAAGUGGAAAUGCUGCUUGGCCAUGCGCAUAGACUCAUCGUUUUGUGUCGGAAAUGCGGCAUGUGAAGGGUGUUAAUCUUGGCCUGGGAAUCCUCCUGUUCGAGCAAGGAGCCUGAGAUAGUAUUGGAUAUGCGCGAAAUUUUACAAUGAUUGAGUUGAAGCUAAGCUUGCAACGCGUUGGGGUCAGGCCCUGUGAAGGCCCGUUUGCUGUGCUUUGGUUGUUAGUCGAGGUGUGAAAAGCAUGAGGUGUGGGAGGUUACAGGGAUAUGCUCUACUGAGGUCACUGUAUUUCCUGAUUGUGGCACGUCGGUCUACACUGAAUUGGCACAUGGAAGUCAACGCUGUAUUCUCCUGAAGCCCAAGUCGUUUUAACUUAUUGCCAAUCCCCUAGACUGAAGCGGUGAAAACAGCGUUACAUAUGAGCUGUUAGGAGCCGGUAAGCUGCCGUUUUGAAGCACCUUACGGAAAGCACUCGGAGAGAUCUUCUGGUGUUUUUAUGGACUGGCGAUGCCGGAACGCUCGUAGUGCAGCUUUUGGAACUCGUGCAAGCCAUAUUUUUCUUACUGCGUCGUAUGUCAGAGUUUUGAAACUCGUCACGAGGAGUUGGUACGGUGAUGUCUUGACAGUUCUAAGGUUUCCCGUACACACACUACGUAGGCUCGCCUUGACUUUCACAGGUCCCUGCGGGGUUCUCUAGAGAUUUUUCUGAUGCAUGUCAUCAGGUGCUCGCGAAGCUGGUCUUGUUGGCAUCGACUGACUAGUUCCUUUGGGCAAGGAGAGUACACGGUUUAAUUGAGGGGAGGGAGGUUUAUUGAAUUAUGUCAAACCAAAGUUAGACUGAUUUUCCUGCAAAUAUUUAUUGUUUCAAGGACUCCACGAUUUGGAAUCAAAAGGAACAUUGGUCGCUAGCUGUGGUUGGUGCUGUGGCAAUGCAUAUAGACUUCAAGAUCAGCACUUGUUGUGAUUGCAAUGAUGUUUUCACCCCAACAAGUCGGAGUGUGAGACCAGUACUAGUUAACGCUGUUUCCUUUUUUUGCCUGUUUUAUGCUUGAAUAGCUUAUUCUUCAAUACCUGCAAGGAUAUCUUUCAAGUUGGAUAAAUGUCAGUUGCGGUACGAAACAAAUUUGGAACACCUACUGAACAUAGGUAGCAACCUGGUCGGAGUUCCGUACUGCUCGCUCUAGCAAGCAAUGCCCAGUUCCGUCCACUGUGCCACAUCCUAAUUAGGAAAGAGAGAAGGUGUAGCGAUGUCUGCAAUAGGGGCAGUGAAGAGGGAAGAAGAAGUGGAAGAAGUGUAUGAGCUUAGUUCAAGCAGUACCAACAGCGAUGACCCCAGAGAGGCAAAAGAACUGGGCAAAAGAAGCAGUCCCAUUGAAAGCCCUUGGGGCGAGGGUUUUUUUCUGCAGAAGAAGCAGAAGCUGGAGCCCUCAGAUGAUCUCCGACUGAACGAAUGGAGGUAUGAGGAUUUGAAGAACCAGUCGCAGGGGGAUUUGAACAUUGGUCAUGAAACCAAGAGCAUAUCUUCUCCGGUUGCGCUACCUUUUUUUCCUCAACCUCCGCUCAAUGAGUCCGCGAGCACUCGAGCUAGCUGCAAGCAGUUUUGGAAAGCUGGUGACUACGAAGGUCAGCCUGCUAUUGUCAUGCAACAAGCAGGUGCAAUUGACCACGUUAGGGUUCAUCCGAAGUUUCUUCACUCCAAUGCAACUAGCCACAGAUGGGCUCUUGGUGCUGUUGCUGAACUAGUGGACAACGCUGUGGAUGAGGUUGUUAAUGGCGCUACAUUUGUGAGCGUAGAUGUGUCAUUGCACCCCAGAAAUCGUUCCUCUAUGCUUGUCAUUGAAGAUGAUGGUGGUGGGAUGACUCCCGAUCGAAUGCGUCAGUGCAUGUCCCUCGGUUAUUCUGCAAAGAGCAAAAGUGCCAACACUAUCGGUCAAUAUGGAAACGGUUUCAAGACAAGUACCAUGCGGCUUGGUGCUGAUGUGAUUGUGUUUUCACGAUCUCGUGCUUCCAAUGGGCAUAGAGCUACACAGAGUAUCGGUUUGUUGUCGUUCACCUUCUUACGACAAACUGGACAUGAUGAUAUAGUUGUUCCAAUGAUUGAUUAUGAAAUUGGAGAUGGGGAGGUGUGGAAGAUGAUGAAGACAACUUUGAACGACUGGACUCACAAUCUAGAAACAAUUCAGUCCUGGUCUCCUUAUUCAAGUGAGGAAGAACUGUUUGACCAGUUUGCAGGUAUGAAGGACCAUGGGACAAAGAUUGUUCUGUACAAUCUGUGGGAGGACGAUCAAGGCCAACUCGAACUAGACUUUGACACAGAUCCCUAUGAUAUUCAAAUUAGAGGAGCGAAUCGUGACGAGAAAAAAAUACAAAUGGCUCAGCGGUUUCCCAACUCUAGUCAUUACCUUACCUACCGUCACUCAUUGCGAAGUUAUGUCUCCAUCUUGUACUUGAGGAUGCCACCUGGCUUCAGAAUUAUGCUCCGAGGACAAGAAGUUCAGCACCGUAAUCUUGUAGAUGACCUGAUGUUUACCCAAGAACUCACUUACAGGCCACAGAGUGGAGCUGAUCAUGUAACCAAAGAAACUGAUAUGAUGGCAGUGGUUACCAUUGGGUUUGUGAAAGAUGCUAAAGACCAUGUAAACAUUCAGGGUUUUAACGUUUACCACAAAAACCGCCUAAUUAAGCCGUUGUGGAAAAUUUGGAAUUGUACUGGCAGUGAUGGGCGGGGUAUUAUAGGAGUCUUAGAAGCCAACUUUGUGGAACCUGCUCAUGACAAGCAAGGAUUUGAGCGCACUACCGUCCUGUCACGAUUAGAGUCUCGCCUGUUGCAGAUGCAGAAGAAUUAUUGGGCAAAUAAUUGCCAUAAGGUGGGCUAUGUGAGCAAAAAGAUUAAGAGGAGCUUACCACCUGCCCUUGUGCCUGGAGAGGCCGCUAUGAACAAGGGUCAAGGUUCAACAAUGUCAUCUCCAAUUUCGGACCCUCACGCAGAAUUACGCCUCUCUUUGCCUUCCAACUCAAUGAGUGAAGGACGGAGAACUGGAGGGGUUUUGCGAACGUAUGGAGAGGGAACGUCAGGAAGACUAAGGCUUGAAAUCGAACCAGCUUCUGCGAUAUCUAGAAGUGGAUCUCUCAACAACGGCACCUGUAUGGUUAAGAAUAAUGAGCCUGGUCCUAAGGAGACUGUCCCUAGCCGGAAGUCAUUGGAGGAUCUUGGAAGGAUGUUUGUUAGAAGGGCUGCUGCUGCAGAUGUUGCUCCUCCUCCACAAGUGCAGCAGCGGCCAGUAACCUCGAAUGGCCAUAGGCCAUUGGUGGAAUUGGAGAUAUUGAAGCAACUAAAAGAUGAAAAUGAGCAAAUCCGAGAAAGGUGCCGGAGGCUGGAGGAGGCAAGUGAACAGAGUCUGAUGUUUGAAAUUGAACGAAAUCGUAAAUUAGAGGCUCAGCUUCUAGACUUGGAACAACAACAGGCAGUUUAUAGGCGCAAUCUAGAGAAAAUCAUUCGAGAACGGGAUAGUCUGCAUAUUGCAUUGGAAGAAGAGCGGAGGCUUCGAGAAAGUGACGAUGAAGAGAUGAGAAGAAAACUCAAGGUCGCACUACUCCAUGUGCGAGAGCUAGAAUCCGAGAACCACCGCUUGCGUUUCUCUAGGUGUUGAGUCCAUGUUCUGUGUGGGUUUGAGGUUUUUGUACAGUUACUUCAGGAUCUAGUGCCUCGCAUCACCACAUUGGUACACCCAUAGCUAACAACCGGUCUAUUCAGCAUAUUCAUCGUGGUAUUUAUAUUCCACGGCUGAAUGAGGUUUAGACACAACUCCUACCUCCCUCUCUUGCAGUUCUAGACACCGUUCGCAGAAAUGAGCGUCUGGUCGAGACCAGUGGAAAUUUGGUUCUGUUCGAACCUAGCUUGAACAUUCUUAAAUGAGGUUUACAACUCCGAUGUACGAGAUGAUUAACUAGAGAAGCUGCUGUUAGAAUUUUGGUCGAAUCUUAGGCUAGUCAUUAUCACAUUUCUCUAGAGUGCAUUUCCUCUUUGGAAAGAGUUCAUUCAAUGUACAAUCCACAAAUACUCCUCUCAUAAGUCGGUAUUUGAUCAUGCUACACUAGAUAAAAGAUGGAUUCUAGCAA
Physcomitrium patens is the source of this 4598-nucleotide messenger RNA. Its product is annotated as protein MICRORCHIDIA 7. The record is from RefSeq and is a predicted model, not a curated record. Gene Ontology annotation, molecular function: ATP hydrolysis activity. Gene Ontology annotation, cellular component: nucleus. Lineage: Eukaryota; Viridiplantae; Streptophyta; Bryopsida; Funariales; Funariaceae.